UCAAACUCGCUGCAUUCAAAGCAUUCUUCAUCAGAUUAUGAGGACGAACUAUGCGCCACCUCCUACGUGGGCAUUGCGUUACUGCCUUCAAGCAUCCGAAGUGUACUCGCAUCUGGUGAAGAAAGCAGUUACGACGCUACGCUUUGCGAUCGACUGCAAGAUGGUUCGCCUGCUUUGGGCCCAUAUAUCAGUGAUGGUCCUCGAAUGGUCCUGGUAUUUAGCUCCAACGAGAAAGUCUCCGAUGGAGAUGGUCAAGUACCACUUGGAUUUCGAGCCAAAAUUCAGUUCAAAACAGGUGAGUUUUGA
Gongylonema pulchrum is the source of this 306-nucleotide messenger RNA. The record is from the annotation of a GenBank genome assembly. Lineage: Eukaryota; Metazoa; Nematoda; Chromadorea; Rhabditida; Gongylonematidae.